GACGCAAUGGGCUGCUUAGGCGAUUGCUCCGAAUUGGGGCCACCGCCCGAUAUGAUACUAUCGAUGCCUCCGCCACCAUUGUCAUCGUUUUUGCUGCCGCGGAAUGCACUGGCUCCUCGACCAGCGAACAACUCGUUGUCCUGCAUUGCAGCGUUCAUGUGCGAGCCUUCGCUGAAGGCAAAUGAGCAAUCCGGAAUGGAUUUCAUCGAGCUGUCAGGAAAUGGAAUGGAUGAUACAUGGGUAUUUGUACUCGUUUCAUCCUGUGUUGGUGUGUUGCUGUUGGGUGCUCUCCUGGCAAUGAUACUAAUUAAAUGCAGAGACGCUUAUAAUUACUCGUAUCAUGAUAGUAAUUUAAAGCACCCGCCUCUAGCCUCACUUAACGAGCCACAUCUCGGCACAACAAAGUCCGGAUUUAUGCCAGGUACCAUCCUAUAUCCGAACAACCAGCAAAUUGUGUCGGAUAAUCGAACCCUUUGGGCAACGUUGACCCCUCAUGGAACGACACAACAUUUUAUAUCGGACUCGUACUGUAACCCGGAUGAUCACUACGAAGUAAUUGACUAUGGUCGAAAACAUGAACAGUACAUUCCGUCGACCCAAAACACGAUCGUCAAAAAUAAGAAUUCGUUCGAGAAUUCCGGUUUCGUAGAUUACGACUACGAAGAUCCUACACCACUGAUGGAAUCGUACAAUAACUUUGAUGAUAUGGACUCCGGCUACCAAGAGCCACAGGAAGUGAUUGGAUCGCUCAAUCGGAACCGUUCGAUCGUCUCAUCGCCAACCAGAAUUGAGAACCCGAAUCUGGCUCCACUGAAUCUCUAUCCGACACAUCGCAGCAAUAGUACGCUAAGCAAGAAAAAUGCCACACUCAGCAGACGCAUCAGUGAUAUCAAGAACUAA
Molecule: messenger RNA, 900 nt
Organism: Sabethes cyaneus
Lineage: Eukaryota; Metazoa; Arthropoda; Insecta; Diptera; Culicidae
Exons: 3
Coding region: 7-900 (297 amino acids)
Source: RefSeq, a predicted model, not a curated record